Messenger RNA from Miscanthus lutarioriparius, 2142 nucleotides. Lineage: Eukaryota; Viridiplantae; Streptophyta; Magnoliopsida; Poales; Poaceae. The record is from the annotation of a GenBank genome assembly.
AUGGCCCCCAGAAAAAUCCCAUCCGCUGACGCCACGCCCGGCUCACGAUUUGACCGGAAGACACGGGAGCACCUCAAGGUUGCGCCAGGGUGCCGCCCCGAGAACACAGGCUCGCGCCGGCGGCAGCCACCAGCACAGGUGGAGAGAGCGGGGGCGGGGAGCAAGGCGGCACUCGAGACUCGAUUCGGCGGCGGCGCUCAAGAUGUCAUCAUCGCUUCCUCCUCCUACAAGUGGAGAGGUCAAGUAAAAGAUAACAUAUUCAAUGUGUGGAAUUAUGGUUUUAGUGUUGGACAAGGAUUUAGAUAUGGGUUUUGUGGCGCUACCAAGAGAUCUGGAGGUGCAACGAGACUAACACAGCAUCUAGCUAGGGUGCCAGGUGAUGUCGCUUUUUGCAAGAAGGUGCCAAGUGAUGUGAAGCAUGCUAUGUGGAGAAAGCAUAAAGAAUCUAAGGAUAGGAAGAAAGAUUUAAAGAGGACCAAAAAGAGGUUGGAAAAUACUCUUCAAGAAGUGAAUAUGAGGCAGGCCUCAUAUGAGCAUGGAUCUGGUAGUUCAUCUGCCCCAGCAGCUAGUAGCGGAUCAUGCAGGAGACCUCCUACUGUACAGCCAAGGAUUGACUCAUUUGUUACAUCUUCUAGUUCUGUCCAACCUAGGAUUGACACCACCUUGAAGGAAGGAGUGGUGGAAAAACUUGCACAAGCUUGGUCCAAAUGGUUUCAUGCAAAUGACAUUGCAGGGGUAAAAGCUAAUUGUCCUUAUUUUCGAGCAGCAAUGAGGUUGACUCAAGAGUUAGGAACAACAAGUAGGUUGUUCAGUGGGAGUGACAUCGAUGGCCCAUAUUUGGAUGCUAACUAUAAAAGCAUUGAAGAGGCUGUUGAGGUCUUUAAAAGGGAUUGGAAGAAAUAUGGUGUUACAAUCAUGUGGGACUCAUGGACGGGUACGACAAGCAUGAGUAUUAUCAACUUCAUGGUGUAUUGCCAUGGGCACAUAUUCUUCCAUAAGGCUAUCAAUGCAAGUGAGCACAUCCAAAAUGCAGAAUAUUUGUAUACACACAUUAAGAAAGUGGUAGAUGACAUUGGCCCUGAGAAUAUUGUGCAGCUUGUCACUGAUAAUGGGGCAAAUUACAAGAAAGCAUGUGCCAAGCUUAUUGACGAGUACCCCGGUAUUGUUUGGCAGCCAUGUGCCGCUCAUACAAUCAACCUAAUGUUGAAGGAUAUUGGUAAAUUCUCUGAGAGUUUGUGGGAUAUGAAAGAUAAAUUCCGACAGUGGAUGGUCUCUGAUGAGUGGAGGAACAGUGCUUGGAACAAUGAGCUUGGCUUCAAGUAUUUGAGAGCUCUCGAAGAGGCAAUUGAAAGGCUAGCUGAAUCGGUCGAGGAUGGGGUUGAAGCAAUAAGACAAAUUCGUACCUUUAUAUCCUAUGAGAGAAAAUUUGAUGGAAAAUUAGCAAAGGGUGCAGUAGGCAAAAUGCCUGCAGCUGAUUGGUGGGUAUUAUUUGGUGGUGAUACACCAGAGCUGCAGAAGUUUGCCAUUCAUAUUGUUUCGCAGUGUGUCUCAUCUAGUGGGUGUGAGCGGAAUUGGAGUACUUUUGCACUAGUUCAUACAAAACUGAGAAACCGCCUUGGUUAUGAGAAGCUGCGAAAGCUUGUGUAUGUACGCCACAAUUUAAAGCAACGUCUCAAGCAAGGUGUAGGGAAAAAUCAAACAGAAGAGAAAGAGGCUGAUCCAUGUGCUCUAUUGAUGGAUUGCACAUUAUUUGAUGAAUCAAACCCAAUCAUGAAUUGGUUGAACAGGCCAAAAAUUGUAGAUGAUGAUCUUUGUCUUGAAGAAUUGCUUGGUCGGUCAAAGAAGAGGAAAAUUCUUGCUCUACAGAGGGCUAAUAGGAGGAGAAAAGGUAAGAGGGUUGUUGAAGAUGAAGAAGACUUUGUAGAAAUUGAAAACGACACAGAUGAUAGCAGUCCUCAUGGCAGCCCUGCUUAUGCAGAAUCUGCUGAUAGUAGCUCAGCGAAUGACACAGACAAUGAACCAGAGCAUAGGGAUGGUGAUACUCUGGGCACACACCAACAAUUUGAAGAGCAACCAGAGGACGAUAAUCGAAGGGGACAGCGUGCUAGGAAGAAGAAGAGGGUUGAAGGAUUUCUCUAUUAG